GAAACUGUGUGUGGUAUUAGAAACAAGAGAUCAAGAAAUAAUUUAACAGAUUUUUCUACGAGGCAUUUCAUCAAACAUGUACCGUGCAACUGUGCAAGUUUAAUUAAACCUUUAAGAUACCACCAGUCCACCAUUACGAAAGUUUCAACCUUUAAAACCAAAAUUAAAAAUUUAAUAUAACAAGAAACUUAGGAAAGUGAAAAUCAGGGAUUUUUGAAAUGACCAAAAAACCACCUCAUAAAAAAGAGGCAAACAAUUUAAAUUCCUAAUUUGAUAAAACAAAAACCCUAAAUCCCACUUAUUCUUGCAAAUCAGAGAGAAAAUGGAAGUGGGUGCCAAUAGAGAGAACGAGAAGCAGAAGAAGACUGAAAAACCUCCUUAUGUCGUUGCCAAAGAUGAUACCAAGCCUGUUCUUCAAGACCCUUUAUGGAGUUCGGACCCAACUCAAGCAGAACAAGCAGUGCUGCGGUUGCCACCAUUUCCCUUCAGAUCAAAAUCUUAGCUCAAUUUGAGAUGUUAUGGUGAAAUUCAUCCAUCUGUAAGAGCUUUUUCAAGAUUUUUUUACAUUUUUUGUAAUGGUUCUUUUGUUGGUUUUUGAACUAAUGUACAACUGUGCAAGAGUAUUGCAAUAUUCAUAAUAAUUGAUUGAGUGGAGUUUAUGUGCUGAUA
Messenger RNA from Chenopodium quinoa (quinoa), 669 nucleotides. RefSeq lists its product as uncharacterized. The record is from RefSeq and is a predicted model, not a curated record. The coding region runs from base 323 to 502 and encodes 59 amino acids. Lineage: Eukaryota; Viridiplantae; Streptophyta; Magnoliopsida; Caryophyllales; Amaranthaceae. The transcript is spliced from 2 exons.